CACCACCACUCCUCCACCGCAACCAUGGGCGCUGCUCUAUCCGUCCCGUUUAUGCUUCUCCCGAGCGUCGGCACACUAACGGGCGUUGCCGCCUCGUGCUGCGGCGCUGCGACCUGCAGCGCCGUCUUCAGUUCGUGCGGGAAGUGUGGAAAUAGUAUUGCUACCCGUAUCGCAUACGCCCUCAUCCUCCUCGUCAACUCCAUCGUCUCCUGGAUCAUGCUCACAGACUGGGCCAUGAAGAAGCUCUCGCACCUUACCCUCGACUACGUCGACAUCAAAUGCCACGGCGAGCAGUGCUACGGAUAUGUCGCCGUCCAGCGCAUCAACUUUGCGCUCGGCUUCUUCCACGUAAUCAUGGCUAUGAUGCUCAUCGGCGUCCGCAGCUCCAAGGACGGGCGCGCGCCUAUCCAGAACGGCUUCUGGGGCCCUAAGAUCCUCGCCUGGAUCCUCAUGGUCGUCCUUACCUUCUUUAUACCGAACUCGUUCUUCAUCGUCUGGGGCAACUAUUUUGCCAUGAUUGGCGCCUGCCUGUUCCUGCUCAUCGGCCUCAUUCUGCUCGUCGAUUUGGCCCACAACUGGGCCGAAUAUUGCCAGGAGAAGAUCGAGGUUACGGAAUCCAGGAUCUGGACGGUUCUCCUCGUCGGUUCCGCGCUGUUCAUGUAUCUGGCUUCGUUCGCUAUGACCGUCGUCAUGUACAUCUACUUCGCAAGAAGCGGAUGCGGCAUGAACCAGGCAGCCAUUACGAUCAACUUGCUACUGCUCCUAAUUUCCUCUGUCAUUUCCAUCCAUCCCGCCGUUCAGAACGUUAAUCCCCGGGCCGGGCUUGCUCAGUCGGCUAUCGUCGCCAUCUAUUGCACAUAUCUAACCAUGUCCGCCGUCGGCAUGGAGCCCGACGAUCACCAAUGCAAUCCUCUGAUCCGCGCUCGCGGAACGCGCAAGGCCACCGUUGUCAUCGGCGCAAUCGUCACCUUCGUCACCGUCGCGUACACUACCACCCGUGCCGCAACCUACGGUCUCGCCCUCGGCGCGCAAGGCAAUUCCUAUGGCAACGGCUACUCCCGCGUCGGGACCGAAGACUACGAGCACGGCCUCGUCACUCAACAGCCCGAAUCCCGCCGUGAAAUGCGCCAAGCAGCUCUCCGCGCCGCCGUGGAAAGCGGUUCGCUCCCCGCAUCCGCCCUCGACGACACCGACAGCGACGAUGAAGACGAUGCACCCACUAAGAGUCGUGAUGACGAGCGUAACGCAACACAGUACAACUAUUCGCUGUUCCACAUUAUCUUCUUGCUUAGCACCAUGUGGGUGGCCACACUGCUGACCACCAACUUCGAUGAGAAGGACAUGCAAAAUGAUUUCGUGCCUGUGGGUAGGACGUACUGGGCCAGCUGGGCGAAGAUUAUUAGUGCGUGGGUGUGUUAUGGCAUUUAUGGGUGGAGUUUGGUAGCGCCGCUUGUUUUGCCGGAUCGGUUUGACUACUGAUGAGUUGGGGAAGCAUGGCAUGGGAGACUGGUCGUUGAUCUGAUGUUCAUGGGAGAGUGUAUUAUUAUGGGUGUCAUACGCUUGUAGAGUACCUGUUGAACUACUGCAUAUUGCCCAGCCU
Messenger RNA from Trematosphaeria pertusa, 1600 nucleotides. Its product is annotated as TMS membrane protein/tumor differentially expressed protein. The record is from RefSeq and is a predicted model, not a curated record. The coding region runs from base 25 to 1479 and encodes 484 amino acids. Lineage: Eukaryota; Fungi; Ascomycota; Dothideomycetes; Pleosporales; Trematosphaeriaceae. Gene Ontology annotation, cellular component: membrane. The transcript is spliced from 4 exons.